Mytilus trossulus (common blue mussel) is the source of this 4761-nucleotide messenger RNA. RefSeq names its product cadherin-23-like. The record is from RefSeq and is a predicted model, not a curated record. Bases 1 to 4761 code for a protein of 1586 amino acids. Lineage: Eukaryota; Metazoa; Mollusca; Bivalvia; Mytilida; Mytilidae. Gene Ontology annotation, biological process: homophilic cell-cell adhesion. Gene Ontology annotation, molecular function: calcium ion binding. The transcript is spliced from 26 exons. Gene Ontology annotation, cellular component: plasma membrane.
AUGUCUUUUUGGUUAAGAGUAGUCAAACCAUACACAAAAGGUUUAUCGACACAGUCUACUCAACCACCACGUUGGAAUAGUAAUAUCUAUGAUGCAUACCAAAAACCGGAAAACUUAUCACCAGGAUCUGAACUAGUCACAAUAAGUGCAGAAGGACAGAAUGGUGUUGCAAUUACACUUGAAAUAUAUGGCACAGAAACAGAAAGACGGGUCUUUUUCAAUUAUACGAGAGAUGGCACUAAAGCUGUUGGCACAGUUUAUCUAAAGGAAGAAAUGGACAGAGAAAAUGAAGUAUCAGGAUAUAAAGUAAUUGAGAUUACAGCGUCUGACCCUGACAACAGCUUAGGCGGGCUAUUUUCUUUAAGGCUGCAGCCAGCUGGACAGUCUGCACAUUUAUAUCAAGGUGCCUUCAGUAUAAGCCAAGGGAAUGGAAACGAUAAAAAUAUCGGAACAGUUACUCUAAAACGCAGAUUGGAUUACGAACUACUUAGUUUUUAUCAGUAUCUUAUCAUUGCAACAGACCAUGAUCCAAAUAGACCGCUGUCCAGUUAUGUUACUUUAGUGAUAAAAGUAAAAGAUAUCCAGGAUUCGCCACCAUACUUCCAAGGUCUCCCUUAUGUUACUGAAAUUGAAGAGAACGUUGAUAAAAACACUCCUCUUUCAGUUCGAGGUUUAGCGAUCGAUAGCGAUAUUGGUGUUCCAAAUAAAAUAAGAUAUUCGUUUAAAUCAGUUGGUUUACCAGAUUCAGAAGAUUGUCGUGGUUUGUUUCGUAUUGAUCAAAGUACUGGGACAGUCUAUACCAACACAGCAAAUCUUGAUAGAGACGACAAACCGAUCAACGAUAAUGGUAUAGAUGGGGUUUGCAGAUUAACACUUGAGGCUAAAGAGUUAAAUUCAUCAGGUUUACCACAGUAUGGGAACGAUACUACAACCACGCCUUUUGUGAUAACAAUUUUGGAUGAGAACGAUAACUUGCCGAAAUUUAAUUAUUCAGUGUAUCAGGCCCAAGUAGACGAAAAUACCACAAAUAUUCCUUUAACAAUUUCAAAACCGGAAGGAAUUGUGGUUACUGAUAUUGAUCAGACCGGACACAACGAGUUUGACAUUUCGGUUCAAUAUCUUAAUGGAUCAGAUUUUGAUGGUAUCAAACCGGAUCCUAAAAGUAUUAGAGGAAGCGGAAACAUACAAUUGAGAUUGACAAAUGAGUUUAUGUUUGAUUUUGAAGUUAACAAAGCAGCAGAAUAUCGAUUGGUUGCAACCGAAAAGGGAAAAUCGAAUGCUUCGUCUGAACAAACAUGUCUAAUCAGUAUAACAAUAAAUGACAUCAACGAUAAUUACCCUGUUUUUACUUCAUCAUCGUAUACGGCAUAUGCUGAGGAAAAUCUGUCAGAUAAACCUUUUGAGUCAAAAGGUAUACUCAACGUGACAGCAACAGAUUUAGACUCUGGAAUAAGAGGAAACAUAACAUUUACACUAGGAGGAGAUCCACAUUUCAGUGUGAGUAAACUAAAUGCAACAACGGCAGAAAUCAGGACUAUUGAUGUUACAUCAUCAGAGGGCGUUUUGGACAGAGAAACUAGAGAUAAAUAUUACUUGACCAUAGAGGCAUCUGAUGGAGAAGGGGGACGCAGCAACGCAAGAAUAAAUGUCUUCAUUACAGAUUUAAAUGAUAAUCCUCCAGUAUUUGUUCAAGGAUAUCGUCAAUUUUCAGUGAAAGAAAACCAACCAACAUUUGACAGUGAAAUUGUAAUAAACGCAACGGAUAAUGACCAGAAGAAUCUCACAAACUCUCACGUCAAAUACAAACUUCACACUCCAUCCUAUUUAGAGAACAAUUUCACUAUUGAUACCAUUACAGGCAAUAUAACAUUAUCUUCUGAAAUAGAUUUUGAGGGUCUUAAUAGAAUUGACGGCAAAGUUACAUUAACUGUAGAGGCGUAUGACCUUGGUUCUCCUAGUAUGUCUACGAAUGAAUCGAUUGAUAUUAACUUUCAGGAUGUGAACGACAACGUUCCAGAGUUCACAAAUCAAACGUUUAUAUUGACAAUUGUAGAAAAUGCUGAUUCAGGUACACAUGUAGGAACAGUGUCAGCAACCGACAAAGAUGGUACACCUACAAAUAGUAAACUGACAUAUUAUAUCGAUAAGGGUGACCGAGAAAAGUUCCGAAUGAAUGGAGCAACCGGAGAUAUAACUGUUGAUCAUGGAGCGAAAAUAGACAGAGAAGAAUAUACAAUGUACAACAUAACAGUUUUAGCCAUCGACAGGGGAACUCCAUCUUUAAACAGCUCGGCUUUGCUGUUUAUAAAUAUAACGGAUCAAAAUGAUGCAAAACCAAAAUUUAAUCAAUCAACUUAUGUGACAAGUGUAAAUGAAAGUGCUGAUAUAAACACAACAUUCACAGUAUGUCCAGCCAGCGAUAAAGAUUUAGAUUCUUUAAUAAUGUAUUCUAUAAUCAAGGUUAUUCCAACGUAUUCACCAGGUGCUAUGGGGAAUGAAUCAGCAAAUAAUUAUUUUGGAAUUACAAAAGGUGGACUUCUAUUUGUGAAAUCGGGAUCUGUAAUUGACAGAGAAGUCAUAUAUCAUGUACAGCUUAAAAUCAAUGUAACUGAUGUGAAUGGUGUGGUUAAUGUACCACAGACAGACUCAGCAUUGGUUGAAAUAGGUAUUGAAGAUACCAACGACAGCCCUCCAGAAUUUAAUGAGAUUGGUCCAGUUCUAAUAUAUGAAGGAACACUAGGAGGUCACGUGUUCACAUUGACAGCGAUAGAUCCUGAUUUGAACUCCAUAUUAAGAUAUAGCAUUGUCCAAAAUCCUUUAAAUGCAUUUGAUAUUGAUCCGAUAACAGGCCUGAUUACAAGAAAUAAGUUAGUCAUCAUAGAUAGAGAAAAAAAUGAGACUUUGAUAAUGAACGUUUCAGUUACAGAUUCAUUACAUACCAUUUAUACCAAUAUCAAUUUGACCAUACAGGAUGUAAAUGACAAUAACCCUAUAUUUACCCCGAGCUCAUUCACAACGAACCUCACAGAAAACAAUGGAUCAAAUAUUCAUGAUAUUUUUCAUGACGAGUUUGUGUUUGCAGUAGCAGCAACUGAUGCUGAUAGCGGAAACAAUGCAAUGUUGACGUACACUAUAGUAGAAGGAAAUUUCGACAAUGUAUUUCGUUUGAAUAACACUAAUGUGGGAAACAUUUCGGUAUCGGGAAAUGUUGAUAGAGAGAAGAGGGAUAUGUAUAUCUUAACAAUAGAGGCAAAUGAUCACCCUGUUUCUGAUUCACGUACUGGAACUGCAACUGUAACAAUUUACAUCAAGGACGUCAAUGAUAAUGCACCAACAUUUGAAGAUCCCUAUUACUUUGCAAAGGUUCUGGAAAACGCAAGAGUUAAUGAGACAUUACAAGAAUUGGUUGUUGCAACUGAUGGGGACAGUGGACCUAAUCAAACAAUUUCUUAUUCAUUCACUGAGACGGAAGUUAAUAUUACUAAUUUGUUCGGCAUAAAUGAGACCACAGGGCAAAUAAGAGUUAAAUCAAGCUUACGAAAUAGAUAUGGUGACUACUUUUUAACCAUAACGGCUACUGAUCAUGGUGUUGAACAGUUAUCUGGUUCUACCAAUUAUACAAUACAUGUAGAAGAUCUGAAUGACAAUAUACCACGCUUGAUCGAUCCACCAACAGAUGUAAAAAUUUAUGAGUGCGCUCGGCUUGGUACGACUCUAGUGAAAUUGAACGCAACAGACGAUGACUAUGAAGAUAAUGGUUUGAUAGAAUUUUACUUCUUGGACAAAUCCGGAGAUCCUAACAGUACCUUUUUUAUUAUCAACAAUAAAACAGGAAAAAUUUCAACAGCUUUGUACCCCCUUGUUCAUCAGCAUAAGUAUUUACUGAGGGUUCAGGUAAGAGACCACGGUGAUCCACCUUUAACAUCUCCUAGUCAUGAUAUGGAAGUUGAAAUCAUUGAUGUAAACGACCAUCCGCCCGAUUUUAAAAAAGAUUCGACGACUGCAGAAGUGUUUGAAAAUGUUUCAAACAUUACUUUUACGAAAGUCACAGCACAUGACGAAGACGAAAAUUCGGUUAUUCGCUACAGCAUAGUUAAAAAUUUCAAUGCCCUGUUUGAUAUCAAUGAAGAGUCUGGGAGAAUCAGUAUCAUGAAAGAAAUAGACCGAGAAGAAUUUCAAACUAUCACAAUACGAGUAAGAGCUACAGAUAUUACUGAAAGGGACAUUACUGUUGAUUGUGACAAUACUCCUGAUAUGGUCUCAAAUACAACUGAAAUGGAUGUUAAAAUAACAAUACUUGAUCAGAAUGAUAACCCGCCACAGUUCAACAGUACUUUCAUCUCUAGAGGAAUCAGAAGAACUGUCAAUCUCAAUACAUUGAUCAUUGACUUGAAGACUACUGUUAAUCCAGAUCCUGAUCUAGGGGAAAAUGCAGUACAUGGGUUUGCAUUCAACGGUGAUAUUACUUUUUCUAGUUCGGAUUUGAAAAAUAAAAUUCUACAAACAAAGGUUGGCCAGUGCCCAGAUAAACGGGAUGGCAGUGCUGCGUGUAUCACAUCCAAUGGAACAUUGUCAACGAAUAUCUUGUUUGAAGAAAAUAUGAAAGGAUAUCUUUUGAUACCAUUGGUUGCAACAGACGCUGCUGGGAAUAGUACUACAACUUUGAAGAUAUAUAUAAUUUCUGAUGACCAAACUGCAGCUAUGCUGAUUUAUGACAACAAAGCGUUCGUGCAGUCUAACCAAGAUGAAAUUCUGCGGUAA